GUUUCGAGAAAGUGUCGUCGCAUGCGGUGCGUUCUUAUAGCUAUAAGUAUAUCUAUAGCUAUUUCACUCGUACAUUUCCAAGAAAUUAUGAACUCUCCACAUUGAAUGCAUAAAGUGUUACAAAAUAGAAUCGUUACAAAACUGAAGCGCAUUUUUCACUGAGAAAAAGAAUCUCUUCUGUUUGUCGCGACAAAAAAAAUGUCAAAAUUCAAUCAAUAACAACAUAUUGUCGGUUCUCAAAUGAUUUUUUUUUUUCAAUAAACAAAUUCGAAUGUGAAAAAAUUAAAUGUGCGUAAAAUGCGAUAGCUUGGUAUAUUGGCUGCUGUGUGUUUUCACUUUUUUUACAUUUCGGAAGUGAUUAAAAUGCAAAUGUGAUGCUACUACAAUCCGAUGGUAUAAUGUGGAGAUUUGUCUUCAUUUUAACGACGAUUAACUCAAUUCGAUUGAACGAAAAGAGUUGGCUGAACGAGCAUCAAUGAUUUAAAUCAAUUCUUCUUUCUUUGGUCACGAUGUUUUUUUUUUCACAUAAUUUUUUUAUGGUGGCUGUUUGCAAAGGUGCUUGUUGUGCUCAUUGUUGAUGAUGAAUUUUUACGAAUGCUGGUUAUAUUUUAUGGCUUCGUCGUUUAUCUCAAUAGAUUCUCUAGUCGUUCAAUGAAGCGCUAACAAGUUUUGUUUUACUGUCAAGUAAUCAAUUUUGACUAAUACCAGCAAUUCAAUAUCAAUUGUCUGUUCAAAGUAGGAAAUCCGAACGAUUGUUAAACUCAAUGAUUGCCUUUAUGGUAUUAAUCAACCAUUCGCACCGCUAUAAAACACGCGCUAUUAAAUCGAUAAGAGUAUGCAUUAUGUGAACGAAUAAUUUAGAUCUUGAGAUCACAUGGUUGGUUGACAUUUUUUUCCCAUGAGUUAAUGUAUACCUUUUAUUUCCUUCGCUUGCAUUUUCGUUCUGCGAUACAGUAUUUAAUUUAUUUAAAUCGGAUCAAUCGGUGGGCCCUUUAUGUUCUUCUUUAUUCAAUGUUUUUUAUGGAAAUUUGGUCGAGCCCAUAAAAUUCGUUGGUAAAAUAUACGAUAAAUUGUCUAAGAGUUGGUGCAAAUUUGACCAAAGUAGCAUAUCGAUCCAAUCCCAAUUCAGUUAUGUGGAAUGUAAAUAUUGUUGCGUAAAUGAAUUGGGCCUUAUGCAAUUGGUCAGUUCCUUUAUUCUUUGAUCGGCUGAAAUAAAUAAUGCAGAUGAUCGAUAUACAUUCGUCUGCCGGAGAUAAAAAUUCCAUGAUAUGCAAACGACACACGCACUCACGCAUGUAUGCAGCGGUGAAAUGUCAGAUGAAAUUUAUAUACAAAUUGUUCGGUAUAAUUUGGUGAAGCAUUCAACAGGUUCACAUCAAAUGAAAUGGAAAAGUCUCGAAUCUUCGGAAGGAGGGGACCAAUUGCAUUUCUUUUCUAUAUAAAAACUGGAUCAACUUGACAAAAAACAGUUACAACCCAUUUACUUUUCGCUGGAAACAGUACGGAUUAACCGUAAAGAGCAGAAAAAAAAACUUGGAAACAUGAAGAUGGUUUGUGUACUAGCCCUGGUGGCAAUUGGUUUCGCUGAGGAUGUGAAAAAGGAUAAACGUAGUGCGAACGAUAUUCACAUUGGUUACGGUAAUAAUGGGUUGGAAGAGGAAGUCGCACAUGAUAAAGCUCUUUUGAAUCAGUAUUCUGAAAUUCGAACCGGUGCACAAGUCAUUGAACAACCCGUAAUUGUACCCACAGCACAAACUCCAAUCGUAUCCGAAGCCGCUUCGAUUGAACAUCAUGAGGUGUCGGCACACGCAGUACAAUUCGCUCAAGAAGCUCUUCCAUUCGUGCAGCAAGCCAUUCAAGAGGCCGCUCCUAUUGAACAACAAGACAUUCAAUACACACAAGCAGCUCUGCCAAUCGCCGCUCAACAGACCAGUCCAGUUCAACAAGACGCCAUUCAAUACGUAUCACAGCCGCCCCAGGCCAUCCAAUAUGCAUCACAACCCAUUGAAUACGCACCCCAACCUGUUCAGUAUGCACCACAACCAAUCCAAUACGCUUCACAGCCUGUUCAAUAUGCACAAGAACAACUUCAAUUUGCUCCUCAAAACGUUCAAUACGCAGCAGAAGCUGUUGCUGUACAAAGUCCCAAACAGUUGAACGAACCAUUUACAAAACAACUGAUAUUGAUCGUCUGGUGCCACAACCAUAUCCAGUGGAAGUAGUAAAACACAUUCCUCAUCCAAUCAUUUUGGAUCGACCAGUGUUUCAGCCAUAUCCGGUAAAAGAUGCCGUACCAAAGCCAUACCCAGUAUAUUUUAGGCAACGUCCAUCAUCGCAGACCGUUCAUUUAACAUCAAAACAAGCUCGUUAUAACGGUGCUUCAAAUUCAUUUUCAAAUUUGUUGGGUAGAUCAAACAGCAGAUCAGCCUAUUCGUCAUUGCUUAGAUCACUGUUUUCCCGCAACGCAUCGAUGAACACAAGAUAUCCAAGCACUACAUCACCAGAGGAGCUCGUGGCAAUUGGCCAAUCGUUGGGAUUGAUUCGGGACCAACCUGGUUUCAUUGUGCGACGCAUUAAACAAAUCAAAAAAGAUAUUUAAGCACCUAAGAAUAAUUGCCUGUGUCUGUGUGCCAUUCCUGGCAGUAGCUUGUUCGGCCGGUAACCUGCUCAGUACUGAUCAUUUAUCGUUGCAAUCAAUUUUGGCUACGCGAUCCGACAGUGUUAACACAAAUUACCUUCAACAAUUAGUGCAUCCGCCUUUAAACCCAUCAGUGCAGAGUCCGGUCACAACUGUUUUCCUGCCACAAAGCGAUCACAUCAAUGCUCAAUUAUCUCAACAAUGGCAAGAUGAAGCCAAUUGGGCUGCCGCAUAUCAGCCUUCCUUUUCUUCGUCUGCUUCCUCUUUGUCCCAUUUACCGUUGCAACAUUGGACCAACGAACAAUUUACUUUAGCUGCUUUGGCACACAAUCCAUUGACUACAUCUUUGUUAUCACAAUACAACGAUAUCAAUGCAAAAUUCAUUCCAACAUUGCCAGGUGAACAGCUACAUACACGUUCCAUUCAAUUUGCGUAUGCUCCGGUGACUACUUCUUUAUUGCAACAGCAUGAGCAUUCUAAGUACAGCCAACAUUGGCCAACAGAGCAAUUGCAUGCACUACCAUUGGAGUCACUGAUACACGCCAGUCCAACGACUGUUGUAACACAACCAUAUGCGGUUGAGAAGCCAGUUCCGAUUUUUGUUCCAGUUCCAGUCGACCAUCAUCACUCUGUGGCCAAACCGUAUCCCGUUUAUGUUCACAAACAGCCACACAACUCUUGGACACCACCGCAAUUCCAAUUGAAACGGCACACGACUCACCAAAAUGGAAAUCCGAAUGGAAUUAUCAUCCGAAAAAGAACACACCUGAAAAAUUAAUGACCCAUUUUCAUGGCCAAAAUAGAUUAUUUUAUAAUUAAUCCAAAACACUUGGCAUGAUCUUACGUGAUAAUCAAUGAAUUCAUUUUGGAAUCAAUUCAAUGUAACACCAGGUCGAAUGUAACUUAGAUUGAUAGCGUGCUACAAAUUCAUAGACCGAUUUUUUCAUUGAUUCGCAGAUCGGAACGAAAAAAAAUCAUAUUUUAUUUAUUCUUUUUGAAACCAUUUUUAAGCGCACAAGUCUAAACAAACUUAAUUGAUAUUUCGAGAAAAAAAUUACACCGUCAAACUGUGUCUACUAACAAUUUGGCAAAAUUUUGAGUUUAUUCAAGAUAAUUAAUGAUCAUAUUGAUUUAUGCAUAUUGCUCCGCAUGAUUUGUAUUUGUUUACUAAUUUAUUUAAAAAAAAAAAAUGAAAACAAAUGUGUUGAUUGAGGUGUGAAAUAAAAUGUCGAUUUCAUUUGAUCAAAGCAUCAUCGAA
This is a messenger RNA of Sitodiplosis mosellana (orange wheat blossom midge), 3896 nucleotides long. Its product is annotated as cell division protein ZipA-like. Bases 1542 to 2222 code for a protein of 226 amino acids. NCBI's taxonomy places the organism in Eukaryota, Metazoa, Arthropoda, Insecta, Diptera, Cecidomyiidae. The record is from RefSeq and is a predicted model, not a curated record. The transcript is spliced from 8 exons.